AUGCCUGUUCACUCGCAUCGUGCUCCAAAUGACUGCCCAUCAGGGUUUCAAUUUUAUAGAUGUUACAAUUUUAACGGAUGCUGCAAAUCCAAUCCGUGCAAGGGGCCUCCAAUAGCACAAUGUCCUGACGACGAGAGCCCAGGUGGGCAAAUUAAUGCAUUGUCAUCGUUAACUUCAACUUCACCAACUACUCGAUCUUCGUCUGCAUCUACGUCUAUUAGAGCCUCUUCCUAUAGAACAUCAACAACGUUCUCGCCCACUUUGGCAAACUCGCCUUCACCCACACUUCCAUCUGGCGGUGUACCAACAGAUCCUACCUCAGCAGCACCGAACGCCACAAUCAGUCCAGCAGCACCAAUACAGGAGUCCAAUGCAUCUAAAAAGCUAAAUGGGGGAUUGGUUGGAGGGGUGGUUGGGGGAAUUUUUUCACUGUCUCUUAUUCUAGCAGUACUAAUUUUCCUUUGGAGAAAAAGUCGAAAAGCGCAGCGAAGCCAACACCUAAGUUCUCCACUCCCGCCCGACGACGACGGAAUGACGGGUAUGGGCUUUGCAGACUCCAAAGUAGAUCCACAGAAGAGUUUCAUUGAUACUCCGAAUCUAUUCAAUAAACCAUUGGACAACAGCAAAGUCUAUAGAAGCGGAACAUUGACCAACAGGGACGCGACAAGCCAGUUUACAAAGUCUCACCAGUCUGUUUCUUCGGACUCCUCCACUCUCAUGGGAUCACCUGAUUUCCGAGGCAGUUCGGUUUCGUCCUUUAACUCUCCCUCAUUGGGGACAUCUGACUUUGGUAGUUCAGAUCUCAAUCAGAAUCUCAGGUCUAGGACUGCGAGCUCACUAGCAACACUCAACGAACAUCCCCACUCAAGUACUGAAAGCAGUCAUUUAAUACCACGUGCCGAAAUGCUCGCGACCGUUCCGUCCCGGGAGAGUGUUACAUCUGAGCUUGCUAAUACGGAGAGCCGCUACCGUGCAGAGCUUCCAGGAGAACCAGAGAGACAAUUAAUAAAUAUACCAAGAGAAUUACGGGUCGGGAUAACCGCAAACACAACUGAACAGGUUACCCCCCAAUUUUCAGUGACUACACCAGAAGGAAUUGUGCUCGGGUCAAAUCUUAACCUCGAAAGAACAAGACCGGGAAUACCAGAAAAUCAUGUGAUGAGUUUCAUGUCUUAUGCUACAGGGGCUGCUCUCGCCGGCCCUCUAGCCAGCGUGGCCCGCAAUACCCAAGUUCAUGCGAUUCGUCAUAUUAAGCUCAACGUUUAUGUCUCAGAUUCCAAAAGUUCUUUGAUAUGGUCCGCAGCAACAGAUGCCAUUGCUUCGCAGAGAUUUUUGUCAUGGGAAGUCGGCAACAUAAUCUUCAUUGCAUAUAUGAGUCUCUCUGUGGACCAGCCGAAAUCGAGGAGAUGGCAGAUGCUUUUAAUGGAGCGUUUUAGGAGGCCUGGUAUUCCCAAAAAGUCCGCAAUAGCGUGCACCACAGUCGGAUUCGGAGAUGCAUGCAAUUCCCAUCAUAGCGGCAUUUUCCGCAGGGCUCGCACUCGACACCCCCAUUAA
Paracoccidioides brasiliensis Pb18 is the source of this 1554-nucleotide messenger RNA. RefSeq lists its product as uncharacterized. Bases 1 to 1554 code for a protein of 517 amino acids. The record is from RefSeq and is a predicted model, not a curated record. The transcript has 3 exons.